AUGACGCUGGUAUCGAGGAGAGUCAAGAAGGCCAGAGACCGUUUCCAGAAAAGGAGGCAGGAGCGAGCGAAAGUUCAGCAGUCGGUAAACUCCGUAGGGAGAUAUCAAAGCGUAGCCGAUCCACGACCUUAUGCGGAAAUUCAAAUCUCUGGGAAGACGGUACGAGGGCUGUUGGACUCCGGUGCAUCGGUGAGCCUCUUGGGACGAGGUUGCAGAGAACUUUUAGAAACGCUGGAUAUCACCUGGAAGCCAUAUUACGCACAGAUUAGAACCGCAAACGGAGCGACACAAUCGAUCCUGGGCAAAGUCAGCAUACCGAUGACGUAUAGAAAUGCCACGGUGAUGAUAGAUUUGUUUUUAUGCCCAUCGCUGGAACAGGAGUUGUACCUGGGAGUCGACUUUUGGAAAAGUUUCCAGAUAGCGCCGGAGGUGUUCGAGCUAGAGUCGAUUCAGGAGGAGGUAGUCCCGGAAAAAGAGCAGAAGGAGGAACCGGAGCCGCAUAACCUGACGGAAGAGCAAAAGCAAAGGUUGCAGGAAAUCCGCGAGACCUUCUUGACGUUCGAAGCGAACGGUCUAGGAAGGACGAGCAAGAUGAAGCACGCUAUCGACCUGGUGGAAGGAGCCGUACCAGUAAAGGAUCGGCAUUAUCCAGUGUCAUCAGCAGUUCAAUCCCUGAUUUACGAAGAAGUCGAUGAGAUGCUUCGACUUGGGGUAAUAGAGGAAAGCGACAGUGCCUGGAGCAACACGAUAACACUGGUAAGGAAACCCGGGAAAAAUCGUCUUUGUUUAGAUGCCAGGAAGCUCAACAAAGUCACGGUUAAAGAUGCCUAUCCACAACAGAGCAUCGAGGGAAUACUUAGCCGUAUUAAUACGACAAAGUAUAUAUCCAGUGUAGAUCUGAAGCAUGCUUUCUGGCAAAUUGAACUGGAAGAGAAGAGCCGGAGGUAUACUGCCUUUACUGUGCCAGGACGCCCCCUCUACCAUUUCGUGACGAUGCCGUUUGGCUUGACGAAUGCGGCGCAACGCCUGUGUCGGCUCAUGGACAAGGUGAUCCCACAGAGGUUAAGGGAGAAGGUCUUUAUGUACCUGGAUGACCUGAUGGUUGUUUCGCCAACGUUUGAGGAACAUUUGGAGACGCUCCGAGAGGUGGCAGAUCUUUUGAGAGAAGCUGGCUUGACUAUUGGGUUGAAGAAGUCACAUUUCUGCUUUAAGGAGCUACGAUAUCUAGGCUUUCUCAUAGGCGGCGGAGUCCUGAAGACAGACCCCAGGAAAGUAGAGGCGAUCCAGAACCUAGGGAUUCCCAAGAGUACGAGGGAAUGUGAUGCGUCGGAUUCCGGAGUUGGAGCAGUAUUGUUCCAGGAAGAAGAAGACGGCGGCGAGCGACCGAUAGCCUUCAUGUCACAGAAGCUCAAUCGGUGCCAGCGGAAUUACAGCGUCACAGAGAAGGAAUGUUUCGCGGCUGUUCUAGCGAUAAAACGAUUCCGGCCCUAUAUUGAGCUCAUGCCGUUCACCGUGAUCACGGCCAUGCAACAUCGGAAGGGGUCGGAAAACGUCGUGGCCGAUACCCUGUCAAGAAUGGUGGAAUCAGUCCAGGAAGUAGAAGACGACUGGAUGCUGGGGUUUCAGACCAUAGAGUUUGAAUCGGACGAGUACCGGGUACUGCGGGAGGCAGUGGAAGCGGAGAAGCGGCCGGACCUCAAAGUGGUGGAUGGGAGGCGACGACGGUGGAAGUUUCUGACCAAGGAGAUCUUCCAUACUUUUGGAGUGCCAGAAACUAUCCACUCGGACAACGGGAAACAGUUCGUGGCGAAGCGGUUUCAGGAAAUGAUCGAGCAGUACCGAAUAAGGCAUGUCAGGACAGCGGUGUACUCCCCUCAAUCUAACGCGGCGGAACGGGUAAAUCAAUCGGUGCUGAACGCAAUCCGAGCCUACUUGGAGGAUGACCACAGGGAUUGGGACGUAUACCUCCCGGAGAUAGAGGCGGCAUUGAGGAGUUCGGUUCACCAAGCGACAGGUGUGACGCCGUAUUUUGCCUUGUUUGGGCAGAACAUGUUCUCAAGUGGGGCCGAUUACCAGUUGGCACGAAAGCUGCGGGCACUGGAGGACAACGAGCUCGAGGGCUUAGAACCAGGGGACAGGAUGGCGUUGCUGAGGGAUACCAUGAGGCGGAACCUGCAUGAGGCGCAUGAAACCAGCGCAAAAUAUUUUGACCGUCGAACACGAGCGGUAACCUUCCAUCCCGGACAAGAGGCGUUCCGAAGGAAUCAUGUGUUAAGCGACUUUGGAAGAUGCUUUAAUGCGAAGUUCGCUAGAAAAUUCGUGAAAUGCCGGAUUCGGAGGCCCAUAGGGAAUCACAUGUACGAGGUGGAGGACACAAAUGGAAAGCUCGCAGGUGUAUUUCACGUCAGGGACCUAAAGCAAUAG
Messenger RNA from Drosophila kikkawai, 2424 nucleotides. Lineage: Eukaryota; Metazoa; Arthropoda; Insecta; Diptera; Drosophilidae. The record is from RefSeq and is a predicted model, not a curated record.